AGCAAGCAAAGCCACACACAAAGCUGCACUGUAUGGAACUCACACACAUGUAAGAAACUCCCAUUAUAUUCAUUAUCUGCUCUUCUUCAUCGUACGGCCGCUCCUGGACACAUCUGUAUAUGGAAUCUCCCCUCAAUUGUUUCACGAGCAUUUAUGCAGGACCAUUCAAAACUGAAAACACAGAGAUUUAAGGAUCUUGAAGGUGAUGUAAAAUGGAAGAUGCUUUUUUGGAACUGUAUCAAGAAUUUAGGAAGUUGCAAAUCAUAUGCGCAAAACAGGCAGAACUACUUCAAAAGCUGCUGUCAAAAAAAGGUCACUCUAAUGAAAUGCCUGUUUCAAAACCAAUCCAAUGCACUGACGCAGGGGACAAUGUAUGCUCUGAAAGUCCAUUCUUCAAGUUGAAAUGUGAAGAAACCCAGUGUGCUGAAGCUUCUAAGACAAAUGCUGAAGAUUUGACAGUGUCUUUAGAACCAAAAGAAAAUUACAGUCUGCUAUUGAACACGGAUGUUUGGCUCCCACCAUGUGAGGACCAAUAUAAUUUCCUGGCCAGUGUGGCUGAUAAAGAAGAGGCUGUUGGUAGUAUGGCGUGUGCAGACCUCACCUCAGAUAAAAGAGGAACACAUUCUAACUAUGCUUUGUUUAUCAAAAACUGUCCUAAAUUUUUGGAUAUGGACAACGAUGGGGUUAAAAUAGACCCUGCAAAAUUAUAUCUCGACUUCAUGACUGAUAAAGAUCAUAAUUUUAGUUUAUCGAACAUGUAUGAAGAUGACAUAAGCUUUCUACAGUCAACAGACAUUUCUCUUAAACAUCUUUUGGAACCACAUGAAAAUUCUAAUGGAAUCAGAGGACCAGCCAAGUCUUCAUGGAGUCCAGUCUGUUUGUCAGAAGAUUGUCAAUUUGGCCCACGUGUUGAUGCCAUCUCAGAUGUUAGACUGAGUUCUCAGAUAUGUGAGUUUUGCCAUGCAGUAUUUCCAGCAGGAGCAGCGACUGAAGGAGAAUUUCUUGGACAUCUUACUGGACACAUGGAAUAAGCAUCAUCCCCAGGUCAUUCAACAAGAGAAAGCAACUGUCCUGAAUUUGGCAUAUCAUAAAGCAGAAAUACACUCAAUCAUCGAAAAUCUAUAUUGUGAUUUGCACCUUCAUGUAACUUUCAGUUCUUGUUUUGUACCAUCCUAUAAUUUUAAUAAACAUUAUUUAGGCUCAUUUUUUAGUUAUCUUCUUUAAAGUUGACCAGUCAGCAGCUGAACAUUUGUAAAAAAAAAUAAGUCCAUAACUAGAUGAC
Hyla sarda is the source of this 1282-nucleotide messenger RNA. RefSeq names its product TRAF family member-associated NF-kappa-B activator-like. The record is from RefSeq and is a predicted model, not a curated record. Bases 213 to 1031 code for a protein of 272 amino acids. The transcript has 4 exons. Gene Ontology annotation, biological process: canonical NF-kappaB signal transduction. Lineage: Eukaryota; Metazoa; Chordata; Amphibia; Anura; Hylidae.